GGUUAUUUUAGUGUGUGGUAUUUUAACUUUGUGUUCAUUCUUUUAUAUUGUUGUAAACUGCCUUGGAAAUAAUUCUGAUGAACGGAAGCUAUAAAUAUUUUAAAUAAAUAAAUGUAAAUAAACAUCUUUUAGGAUUAGCUGGGAGGGAAAAAAAUCAAAGUCCUGAAACCCAUCAAAGAAGCAGCAGAAUACAUUGUGUAAGCAAGGAUGGGAGAAUGGAAAGCCUACAUCAAUACAAUCCUGAAGGACAAGAACAUUGAAGAUGUAGCUAUCGUGGGAUAUUCUGACAAUAAAUCGGUGUGGGCAUCUAAGCCAGGAGGCCUGCUGGCAGCUAUCUCUCCCCAGGAAGUAGGAAUGAUCACUGGACAGGACAGAAAGUCUUUCCUGCAGACUGGGAUCACCAUAGCUGGGAAGAAGUGCAGCGUCAUCCGUGACAACUUGCUAGUAGAUAAAGAUGCUGUGAUGGACACUAGAACUAAAGGUGGCGACAACAGGUCCAUCUGUAUCGGGAAGACGGCUAAAGCUCUCAUCUUUCUCAUGGGCAAAAAGGGGGUCCAUGGAGGAGCUCUUAAUAAGAAGAUGCAUGACAUGAUAGCGAGCAUGAAAGUAAAAGGCAGCUAGAUAGCUUGAGCCACUUUUCUCCUGGAUGAAGGACACGCGGAAACUAGUGUUGCUUUAAAAUAAAAGGCAUUUAGCCAGCUCCUCCCUGUUUCUUUGAAUUGGGGUUGGCUUAGGGA
Messenger RNA from Elgaria multicarinata webbii, 737 nucleotides. It is a transcript of the gene PFN3, whose product is annotated as profilin 3. Gene Ontology annotation, biological process: actin cytoskeleton organization; positive regulation of actin filament bundle assembly; regulation of actin filament polymerization. The transcript has a single exon. Gene Ontology annotation, cellular component: cytoplasm. Gene Ontology annotation, molecular function: actin binding. The coding region runs from base 208 to 621 and encodes 137 amino acids. The record is from RefSeq and is a predicted model, not a curated record. Lineage: Eukaryota; Metazoa; Chordata; Lepidosauria; Squamata; Anguidae.